GAUGAGCCACAGGAAGGGAAACUAGUCCGCUAAGGUUUACGUUGAGAACUCGACGUUUUUGUGAAUGCUUUCUGGGGUUAGAAGAUAAUGUAAUCUUAUUUGCUCCAGGACUACGGGCUGGUUUUAUAUGGAUUUCCAGAAAGCAGGGUAUUUCUGAGCGGAAUCACACAGGUAACGUAGAAAAUGCCGUUACACGGAAAAAUUGUCGUGAUUAAGAGAAGUGGGGUGGACGGGACUGAAUUUCCUCUCACUGCAUCAUGUUUGUUUGGAAGAAAACCGGAUUGUGAUAUCCGUAUCCAGCUUCCACAAGUCUCCAAGGAACAUUGCAGAAUUGACUUAAAUGAAAAUAAAGAGGUUAUUUUGACCAAUCUGAGCACAGCCAACCCGACACGUGUCAAUGGAGAAGUUCUGGCUCAGUCUGAACGCUUGAAACACGGAGAUACUAUAACUAUUGUUGACCGUUCUUUCAGGUUUGAGUAUCCACCUGCACCUACACCUAAGAAGAGGUCUUCAUCUGGAGGGAAGACAGAGACUCUCAAAGUUCGUCAGGACCAGCAAGUGGCAGUGGCUGUUUGUCCCGGGACCGGAGAGAAAAGGACUUCAGAAGUGACAACAGGUUCUCAUUUGAAAGAUGGAGCUCACCACGACAACAUCCAGCGAUCUCUGGAGAAAACUUUGGAGAUGGAGUCCACGGAAGCAAGUCAGGAGCAAACCAAAAACGACUCUCCAUUCAGCGAUCUGUAUCACAUGAUCAAGAAAUCGCUGGAAAUCAAGACUCCCUGCAAAUCAUCUGCCAGUCAGGCUCAGACGCCGUCCUCAAAGUUCUGCACCCCAAAUCCGGCUUCAGUCAGGAAGAGCACAAAUAAACCGGCAACUCCCACCCCCGAAAAUGAUCAGCCUAAAGGCAGCGAGACCCCGCAGACUGCUAAGAAGCAGGCGAAGACCAUCCGGGUUCCUGCUGGUGAUGAGCCGAGAAUGGAGGAGCCCAACGCCAGUUCUGAAGGGCCUUCCCAAAAGAGAAGAAGCAGUGGGACAUCCCAGAAGUUCACAGCGAUGGAGAUUAUUGAGCAAAUAUCUGGGCAAACACUUAAAUCCCCAGCUGGACGAAGAAGUAAGGAAGCAACACCGACCGGAGCUGAAGCAUCCAAGCCCCAAGCGAAGCAGAACAUGAAGUCUCCCAAAGCAAAGUCUCCUGGAAGAGCAUCACCCGGCAACUCGGGGACGACUGAGACAGUAAAAGCGGCACCCAAAAAACGCAAAAGUGGUGAGCUCAGGAAAGACCAGCUCUCUCCACAGAAGAAGAAACGCGUCUCCUUUGGAGGCCAGCUGAGCCCAGAGUUAUUCGACAAACGACUGCCUCCUAACUCCCCCUUACGCAAGGGAGCUACUCCGAGGAGAAGUCUGAUGGUGUUUAGACCCAAAUCCACCCUCCUUAGGAGAGCUUCUGUCAUCGGUUUGAUAAAGGAGCAAAGUCCUGCUAAAGCAAGAACCCCAUCACCCAAGAAACCCAAAGCUGGAAAGAGUGCCUCCCCCAAAGCAGCUUCUCCUGCUCAAAAGUCUCCAAAAUCCAGAUCUGCUUCCCCCAAAGCAGCUUCCCCAGCACAAAAGUCUCCAAAAUCCAAGUCUGUUUUACCCAAAUCACCAACUUCUGCUCAGAAGUCGCCAAAAUCCAGAUCUGCUUCCCCUAAAGCAGCUUCCCCAGCACAAAAGUCUCCAAAAUCCAAGUCUGUUUUACCCAAAUCACCAACUUCUGCUCAGAAGUCGCCAAAAUCCAGAUCUGCUUCCCCUAAAGCAGCUUCUCCUGCUCAAAAGUCUCCAAAAUCCAGGUCUGCUUCUCCCAAAUCAGCUUCUCCUGCUCAAAAGUCUCCAAAAUCCAGAUCUGCUUCCCCCAAAGCAGCUUCCCCAGCACAAAAGUCUCCAAAAUCCAAGUCUGUUUUACCCAAAUCACCAACUUCUGCUCAGAAGUCUCCAAAAUCCAGGUCUGCUUCCCCUAAAGCAGCUUCUCCUGCUCAAAAGUCUCCAAAAUCCAGAUCUGCUUCUCCCAAAGCAGCUUCUCCUGCUCAAAAGUCUCCAAAAUCCAGGUCUGCUUCCCCUAAAGCAGCUUCUCCUGCUCAAAAGUCUCCAAAAUCCAGGUCUGCUUCCCCUAAAGCCAAAUCUAUGGGUGGUGCAUCACCUAAAACUCCCUUGAAUUCAGGAGUCCAGACCCAAACACUGCAAGGACGCUUCUCAGUGUCCCGCAUCAGCACCCCGUCUCCCACUGCAGAAGCCAAGCCUGUUAAGGAGCCUUUAGUCACCCCCAAAAUCCCCAUAAAGAGGAAGAGCAUGAAGAGCAGCGCACAAAAAACCCCACGUUCUGCCAAAAGUGCCGCAAAGAUGCUGCAGAGACGAAGCGGGGCGUCCCGCAUCUCUAUGAAAGCAUUAAGUUCCUGGGCAGGAAUAGUGAAAUUUGGUAAAACUAAACCUCAAGUUUUCGUUCCAUCUAAAAAAAAGACUCCUCAAAAGACCAAGAAGAAAGCUGCAAAGUGCAAACCGCAGACCCCUGCCAGGGUACCGAAGGGCCACGUGAGCACCGGACACGCCGAUUCCCCGGCUACCAUUGUUGUGGGCAGAGCUCACAAAAAACAUGUUGUGGUUGGAGCUGCGCCCAGAGUGGUCACCAACACCGUCCUCAUCAAGAAACGGAUGAAAAUGGACGAGGACUUGACCGGUAUUUCUGAAAUGUUUCAAACCCCUGUUGCUGAGAAGAAACGUCGAUCUCUGACCAAUGACCCGGAGGUUGUGAAGACACCGGGGGGCAGCCUGAGUGCAUCUGUGAUGAGCACACCUGAGGAGUCAGGUGAGAUGAUUGUGUCUCCUCUCAGUGUCGCGUCUGCCAUCAAGAACAGGCGGUACAACAGCGAGGCUGUUCAGCGUCUCCUGGAUGGAGAAGAGUCCAGUUUUGCUGCCGACGACCUCACUGUGAACACAGAGUCCACAAAUCAGAACAAAGACGGGAAGACGGCUGCUGCCAUAACUCCCAAACAGAACGCCCCAAAACCAGAAGGUCUCACCGGGGUCAAGAGGAUCGUGAAGACUCCGAAACAGAAAACGGAGCCUCUCGAAGACCUCCGAGGCAAGAUUCUGAAAACCCCCAAACAGAAACCGGAGCAACGGGAGUGCCUGACUGGAGUGAAGAGGAUCAUGAAGACCCCGAAACACAAAGCGGAGCCCCUCGAAGACCUCCGAGGCAAGAUUCUGAAAACUCCUAAGCAGAAAACGGAACAGCAGGAGUGUCUGACCGGAGUGAAAAGGAUCAUGAAGACCCCAAAACACAAAGCAGAACCUCUAGAGGACCUCAGAGGAAACCUCCUGAAAACCCCCAAACAGAAACCGGAACAGCAGGAGUGUCUGACCGGCGUUAGGAGAAUCUUUAAGACUCCGCAGCAAGAAGCUGAACCCGUUGAAGAUCUCAGAGAGAAACUCUCGAAGACCCCAAAAGACAUGGAGAUGCUUGAUGUGAGUUUGGACGGAGUUGAAGAACUCCUCAAGACGCCUGCUAAUGAUGAGGCCAAAAAUCCCCAAACAAUGAGCGCACAGAGCUCCUCCCCUGCCAAGAAAACACCGAGGCAGAAAAGUUCUCCCGUCCAAGAUCUGGUUGGUUUGAAGAGGCCCGUGCGUACCCCCAAACAGAAGGGGGAACCUGUGGAGGACAACUUCGGGAUCAAGAGGCUGAUGAAAUCGCCAAGGAUGAGAGGAAAUCCUCCAGUGGAAGACUUUGAGGGACUUCAGGAGCUCAUGGAGGAGCCACAGACGGAUCUGCCGACAGACGAGCAGGAUGAAGGGUCCAUGGAGUGUGCUGCUCUAACAACAGAGCCUGAAGGAGUCGACGACGGGAACAGCUCAGAGAGGCUGAAUGAAAGCUGUAGCCAUGAGCCUGCAGAGGCUCAGGGAGAUUCUCUCCCUUUUGUAGAUGCUGAAGCUUCACAACAGCCCGAUGCAGACAAGGUCGACGAGAUCAACGCUGACAAAGUCCCUAAGGUGGAUCCUUUGGAGCAAAACAAAAAGGCUAAUCGAGGCAGACGUACAAAAGCAGUGGAGUCUGAAGACGUUGGGGACAGAAAUGAGGCGCCCGAACCUCCUGAAGAACCUGCUCCCGUCCUCCCAGUGAGAGGGAGAAGAGGGAAGAAAACUGAGGCCACAGCAUCAUCUGCUGUCAGACCCACGAGGGGCAGAAAUGCAAAGAUCUCAGGGGAAGAGAGCGCUCCUCAGGUUUCCAAAGCUGCCAACAGACGGGAAACGGGAAGAAAUGCAAAACAUGAAGAGAAAGGAGAGCAGGUCACAGAGGACACGGUCACUGCAGAGAACCAAGAGCUUGAGCAUCAGGGAACGUCAGCAAUGAUCAGCAGAGCAAAGAGAGCAAAGGGAGUCCAAAAUGAGGCUCCAGUCAGGGCUAAGAGAGGAAGAAACGCCAAACACGAGGACGAAGAAGUCGACAGAGUUUCACAAGAUGUAACCGACUGCCAGCAGGCUUCUGUUGAGGAAAAGACAAACAAGUCUGAGGAAAUUGUUGCUCUACACCAGGAAGAACCUGCUGCUGUUGAAGCUCUGACAACAAAACCAAGGAGAGGAGGGCGAAAAGCAAAACAAGACGCUCCUGCAGCUUCUACUGAAGUACAAGAGCCUCUUCGUGUCCCCACAGAGAAACCUGUGAGAGGAAGAAGAGGGAAGCCGGUCCCAGAGGACGCCGUCACUGCUGAGAACCAAGAGCUGGAGCCUGAACAUCAGGAAACAGAAGAAAGAAUCGGUAAACCCAGCAGAGCUGUGGCUCCAGGCAGAGCUAAAAGAGGAAGAAACGCCAAACAUGAGGACGAAGAAGUCGACAAAGUUUUACAAGAUGUAACCAACUUCCAGCAGGCUUCUGUUGAGGAACUAACAAACAAGUCUGAGGAAAUUAAUGCUCCACACCAGGAAGAACCUGCUGCUGUUGAUACACAGCCUCCAAAACCAAGGAGAGGAGGCAGAAAAGCAAAACAAGACGCUCCUGCAGCUUCUACUGAAGUACAAGAACCUCUCUGUGUCUCCACAGAGAAACCUGUGAGAGGAAGAAGAGGGAGACAGGUCCCAGGGGACACGGUCACUGCUGAGAGCCAAAACCUGGAGCCUGAACAUCAGGAAACGACGGAAAAAGUCGGCAGAGCGAAGAGAACAAAAGUAGUCCAAAAUGAGGUUCCAGUCAGAGCUAAGAGAGGAAGAAACGCCAAACAUGAGGAGAAAGAAGUCGACAAGGUUUCACAAGAUGUAACCAACUCCCAGCAGGCUUCUGUGGAGGAGAGACCAAAGGAAAUUGUUGUCCCACAACAGGAAGAACCUGCAAAACCAAGGAGAGGAGGACGAAAAGCAAAACAAGACGCUGAAAGUGUGGCUGCUGCACCUUCUACUGAAGUACAAGAGCCUCUCCGUGUCUCCACAGACAAACCUGUGAGAGGAAGAAGAGGGAAACGGGUCCCAGAGGACGCCGUCACUGCUGAGAGCCUAGAGCUGGAGCCUGAACAUCAGGAAACCACUGAAAAAGUCUGCAAAUCCAGCAGAACAAAGAGAGAAAAGGCGGCCCAAAAUGAGGUAGCAAAAGCCACCCCAGUUAAGAGAGCUCAGCGAGGAGCAGCUCCAGCAGGUGAGACAGCGGAACAACUCACUCUGUCUGUACCAGAACCGGCUCCAGGUGUCGCUGCCCCAAAAGCAAAGAGAGGAAGACGGGUGGCAGCAAAGCAAUCACCUGAAGAGGUGAGCAGUGAGCAGACGAGCCCUGCUGAAGAAGAAGGCAAGCCUGUGGUGGAGGAAUCAAAGAAGCCAUCGCGGUUUGUCUCGUGGAAAGCAGAUCUGGAGAUCUGUGAUAUUCCAAAAGCACUUCCUGUAAAGGCUGCUCGUGGUAGGAAGUCAAAACUCAACGCUCACAAUGAAAACAAAAAUGUCUCUGAUGCCGACGCGGCCAAAGGGGAGGAGCUCUCAGGGGACGCUGUCCAAACUGUGCCCGCCAAGAGAAGCAGGCGAGGAGUUCAUGGCGGCGAUGUGGCGGCGGCUUCCACAAGCAAGAGUGGUCUUAAAGAAAAUGAACCUCAGCCAAAAACCCGACGAGGAAGAGCAGCUAAGAAAUAACUGUCUUUGUUAGUGACAGUUAUUAUUCUCCCGUUUUUGUAAUUGCAAAGUAUUGUAGAAUGUAGUUUUGGUGACUGAAAACAAAGCACUGCUUUAUUUGCCCGUUCAGCAGGGACUUGUUUUUAAUUCUUUUAUCUUUUUUGUUUUUCUAUCCUUUUUAUGUCUGAGGGGAAAAAAUAUUUUACUGUUGAGCAGGGAGAGGGGUCUAAUAAAUUUUUGUACUUGAUUGGAA
Molecule: messenger RNA, 6364 nt
Organism: Oryzias latipes (Japanese medaka)
Lineage: Eukaryota; Metazoa; Chordata; Actinopteri; Beloniformes; Adrianichthyidae
Gene: mki67
Product: marker of proliferation Ki-67
Biological process (GO): regulation of mitotic nuclear division; regulation of chromosome segregation
Cellular component (GO): chromosome; nucleus
Molecular function (GO): RNA binding; protein binding
Source: RefSeq, a predicted model, not a curated record